Klebsormidium nitens is the source of this 1482-nucleotide messenger RNA. Lineage: Eukaryota; Viridiplantae; Streptophyta; Klebsormidiophyceae; Klebsormidiales; Klebsormidiaceae. The record is from the annotation of a GenBank genome assembly.
AUGGCGUCCACCGACCUGACCGCUCUCUCGCCUCGAGCUCCCCACCCCCGGGUGACCACGGGAAAGGUCACGCUGAAGCCGCAUCAGCUGGCGAUGAUCCACCGCUGCGCCGAGAUCGAGGCCACCUGCGAUGUGCUCGUCAUGAACGACAAACCGGGAGCCGGAAAGACCUACGCGAUACUGGGCUGCCUCUUGCGUAGGAAGGAAGAGAUCGGUGGCAGGUGCGAGGCGACCAUCAUCUUCGUGCCACACCACAUCCUCACGCAAUGGCAGGAGAGCAUCCGGGACCUCAUCGGGAUAUCCAUGCGCACGUUCUCGCUGGAGUACGGCCACAUCGACAUCAUCUUACGCAUCGCAGAAGAUCACGACAUCAUCCUCGCCCCGAGCACCCUCUGCUCGAGCGUGGCGAACGCCCUGAAGGCGGCACACGCGUCGAUCCCACGCGUCGUGAUGGACGAGGCACUCGCUCUCGACAUCCUGUACGCACCCGUGCCGGCCAGGAAGGUCUGGUACAUCUCCGGAGACCACGACCUGGCCCAGCACGUCGAACGGAACUGGAGGCCGAACAGCAUGAUGGUGUCGCGGUGCGACGAGAACUUCGUAGCCUCGAGCUUCCACAUCGAGGACCCCCUCGUCGUCGACGAGCACUGCACGUCCCCGCUCCUGGAGAAGGUCCUGAUCCCGUCCGUCGGAGGUUCGGCGGAGGCGCGCGAACGUCUGAACGAGAUGGACUUCUUCCACAUGAGCGCCCCGACCGUCCGCAACGAGAAGGAGCUCAUCCAAGCGCUCCUCCAAUACACGCGCACAUCCAGAGAGUCCAACGCCGCGACGAUCCAGGACUGCCAGCACGCGCUGUCUCGCAACCCGAACCCAGUCCAACAGGGGAUCUACGAGAACCUCAUCCGAGACUGCACGGCGAAGCUGCGGGCGAGCGAUGCUCUGGUCGGAAACAUCACUGGGAACAUCUCGGCGAACGACCUCUGCGUCGCCUGUCUCGAGAAGCUCGACAGGCAGCGCUUCAUCGCUCCGUGCGGUCACAAGCUAUGCGGAGCGUGCGGCGGCACGUGCCUCGUCGUGUGCCCCCUCUGUCGAACCGCACCGGACGGCGUCCCGAACAGGCUCGAGGUCGCCGCGGUCGGCGAGGAAGAUAAGAUCCCGAACAAGCUGGAGUGCCUAUUCCGCCUCGUGACGGACCGGGGCCCGACCGCAAAGAUCCUCAUCUUCUCCAAGCACGUCCGCAUAUACCGCACGAUCCAGGAGGAAUUCCGUGCGCGCGGGGUGACCUACGCGGACCUGGAAGGCGGCUCCCAGGCACGGAUAGACGAGGUCGUCCGAAGCUUCAAGGAGCGGGACACGAAGGUCCUCAUGGUGGACUCCUCGCUGUUCGCGUGCGGUCUGAACAUCGAGAACACCACCGACGUCAUCAUGCUGCACAAGAUGGACGAACAGACCGAGAGGCAGGUCAACAUGAAGACAUCGUAG